AUGUCUGACUCUGAGUCUAGUUUGAGUGAUAUUGGCGGGGGGUUUGUUGUGGAUAAUAAGAAGAGUAACAAGAGACGGAAAGUUGGAUCGAGAAAUGCAAAUGGUAGUACGCGCCAGACACCAAGGAGAAGAGCAAGUACGAAAAACAUUUCAUACGCCGAACCAAGCGAUUUGGAUGACGACGAUUUAGUAGAGGAAGGAGAAGGUGACGCGAAAAACAUUAGUGACGUGGAGAUUGACUCCGAUACAUUUGCCAACGAGGAAGUCCCUAGAAGGCAUAGAAAGACGCGUGAGCUCAACACGCGUGCUAGUGGAAAGAACAGCAACCUGAAGGCCAAAAGACCAAUAGAGAUCUAUUCCGACGAUGAAGACGACGACGACGACAACGACGACGAAGAAUUUACAUUAAGUUUGGAAGACAACGUGGACAGUAACACGUCUGAUGAUGACGUUGUGGAGGUUGUGGGGUCAAGUAUAAUGCAUAGAAAUGGUCGUCAACCCAAAACAACUGUUGAACUAAUCAGUGACAGCGAUGAUGACAACCAACCAUUAUCAUCGAGACCUAUUCCUGCACUGCAAGGUUCAGCUAAUGGUACCAACGAGGGCCAUGUUAAUGGCCACGGUGAUGGCCAUGGUGAAGGUGAUGACGUUGCAUCCUCUGCUAAACCAAAAAGAGCGCCUAGAAAGAAGUCAAGUACGCCACGUCAAAGGAAGAAGAAGGAAGUCAAACCAAAAAUGACUCAUUAUGAACGUACAACUAAUAAUCUUUUCACUCAGCACCCAGAACUUGCCACGACAUUCUCCGAUUUGAAAAAUUGUAAAGGCAUUACACCCGAGAGAGCUCCACACCCUGUUGGAAUGACUCUUAAGAUGUUGCCUUUUCAACUAGAAGGACUAAACUGGCUUUUGAAACAGGAAGAAGGUAAGUUUCAAGGUGGUAUAUUGGCAGAUGAGAUGGGUAUGGGUAAAACGAUCCAAACCAUUGGGUUAUUUAUGGAUGAUCCUACAAAAAAACCCAAUUUGGUUGUUGGUCCUACAGUGGCGUUGAUGCAAUGGAAAAAUGAGAUUGAAAAACACACGGAUGGGAAGUUAAAAGUGUUGUUGUUUCACGGAAACACAAGGGUGAACAAAGUAGCCGAAUUGGAGAAAUACGAUGUUAUCUUAACUUCGUAUUCCGUGUUGGAAUCAUCUUUUAGAAAACAACAAUAUGGUUUCAAGAGAAAAGGGGUAACGGUGAAGGAGAAGUCGGCACUUCACAAUACACAUUUUUACCGAGUAGUGCUUGAUGAAGCACACAAUAUCAAAGAUCGUACAUCAAAUACAUCUCGAGCAGCAAACCAGUUGGUGACUCAAAAAAGAUGGUGCUUGACUGGUACGCCUUUGCAAAAUAGGAUUGGAGAAAUAUAUUCCUUGAUUCGUUAUAUGAAGCUUUAUCCUUUCCACAUGUAUUUUUGUACCAAGUGUGAUUGUGCCAGUAACGACUGGAAAUUUUCCAAUGGACGUACUUGUGAUGGUUGUGGCCAUACAGGGAUGUUGCAUACAAAUUUUUUCAACCACUUUAUGUUGAAAAAUAUAUUGAAAUUUGGAUUAGAAGGGGAUGGAAUGGAUAGUUUCCAGAAUUUGCGAUUGCUUUUGCAGAAUAUAAUGUUGCGAAGAACCAAAAUUGAAAGAGCUGAUGAUUUGGGAUUACCGCCUAGAAUUGUUGAGAUUCGACUCGAUAGGUUUAAUGAGGAAGAGAGGGAUUUGUACACUUCGCUUUAUAGCGAUUCGAAGAGAAAGUUUAAUGAUUAUGUAGCCGAUGGAGUUGUCUUAAACAACUAUGCUAACAUUUUUACAUUGAUCACACGAAUGAGACAGCUUGCUGAUCAUCCUGAUUUGGUGUUGAAGCGAUAUGGUACCAAUCAGAUUGCCAAGCAGAUUGAUGGGGUCAUUAUGUGUCAACUUUGUGAUGAUGAGGCAGAGGAGCCUAUUGAAUCCAAGUGUCAUCAUAGAUUCUGUCGUAUGUGUAUACAGGAGUACGUGGAGUCAUUCGAUGGUGCAAGCAACAAGUUGACGUGUCCCGUGUGUCAUAUUGGAUUAGCUAUCGAUUUGGAGCAACCAGCGAUAGAAGUCGACGAGGAGCUUUUUACAAAGGCUUCUAUAGUCAAUAGAAUCAAGCAAGGAUCGCAUGGUGGCGAAUGGAGGUCAUCGACCAAAAUUGAAGCGCUUGUUGAGGAGUUAUACAAGCUCAGAUCUGAUAGACAUACCAUCAAAUCGAUUGUGUUUUCACAGUUUACAUCGAUGUUAGACUUGAUUGAAUGGAGAUUAAAACGUGCAGGUUUUCAAACAGCGAAAUUGUCUGGUUCGAUGUCGCCGCAACAACGUGACAAUACAAUUAAGUACUUUAUGGACAAUACCGAAGUGGAGGUGUUUCUUGUAUCUUUAAAGGCUGGUGGUGUUGCGUUAAAUCUUUGCGAAGCUUCGCAAGUAUUUUUGAUGGAUCCAUGGUGGAAUCCAAGUGUUGAAUGGCAAUCGAUGGACCGUGUGCAUAGAAUUGGUCAAAAGAGACCCAUCAGAAUCACGAGAUUCUGUAUUGAGGAUAGUAUAGAGCUGAAGAUUAUUGAGCUACAAGAUAAAAAAGCUAAUAUGAUCAAUGCAACUAUAAAUCACGAUCAAGCAGCAAUAAAUAAGUUGACUCCGGACGAUUUACAGUUUUUAUUUAUGAACUAG
This is a messenger RNA of Lodderomyces elongisporus, 2709 nucleotides long. RefSeq names its product DNA repair protein (gene RAD16). Gene Ontology annotation, cellular component: nucleus. NCBI's taxonomy places the organism in Eukaryota, Fungi, Ascomycota, Pichiomycetes, Serinales, Debaryomycetaceae. The record is from RefSeq and is a predicted model, not a curated record. The transcript has a single exon. The coding region runs from base 1 to 2709 and encodes 902 amino acids. Gene Ontology annotation, molecular function: ATP-dependent chromatin remodeler activity; metal ion binding; ATP binding. Gene Ontology annotation, biological process: nucleotide-excision repair.